AUGGAAGCGGCAUCGUCGAUCAGGGCGUCGAUGGUGAUGAUGGCGGUGUGGGUGUGCCUGGUCCUGCUUCUGGGCACGGGCCGAGCAGCCUCGCAGAGCGUUGAAUCGGUCGACCCAGGCUUGGACGCUCCCUACGCCUCCGACUACAGCCUGUCCGCCCCCAACUACACGCGCCUUGCUGGCGCGCUGGUCCCCCACGCAUAUGAUGAUGGGAUCAGCGCCCCAGCCAGGCCAGACGGCCCCAACGCGCGCCUGGUCAGCAACAAGCUCUUCUCGCGGCUCGCCAAGUCCAACAAGCUGCUCACCAACGAUCUGCAAACGAUCUGGGGCCAGCUCAUCGUGCUCGACGUCUGCAACACCCUGCGAGGGCCGAAUUUGCUUGGUGCGCAGUACACCGCGUUGAGGGGAGGCCGCAACUACUCCAUAGAACACUUUGGCGUCCCCAUUCCCACCGACGACGUGUUUCUGAACCCGUAUGCCGAGGAAGACCUGGAGUGCGCGGUGGAGCGCUCGGCGCCCUACCCGCCCACCAUGGACGUCGGGCAAGUCCGCCAGCAGAUGAUGGACAUCACCGGCUGGAUCGACGCCGGCUGGCUCUACGGCACUUCUGGCAAGAACGGUGCUGGGCCAUUCUCCUGGGCGCAGAUCCGCGAAGACAGCGGCGUAUCGUGCAAGCUGAACAACGCCAAGUGGAUGGCGCCCUCUCUGUUCGGUCUGCAUUUCACGCCCGAUUCGGGAACGACGCCCAUCUGGAAGAUGAGAGGUGACCUGCGUACCAACAAAACGCCCGAUCUCAUUUCACUUACCGAGGUGUUUGGUCUCGAGCACAACCGCCUGUGCGACGAAUUCGCCGCGGCCCACCCCGAAUGGGAUCAGGAACGGCUCUUCCACGAAUCUCGCAAAUGGGUCAUCGCCUACCUGCAGAAGAUUUCCACUCGCGAAUGGCUGGCUGCGGAGAUGGGCUCCCCCCUCAACUCCACCCACUACAGCUUGUACGGCUACGACGCCACGGUCGACCCGAGGAUAGAGAAUUUCUUCUGCUCCGUCGCCUUCCGCUAUGGACACUCACAGGUGAAUUCCCACAUUCCUCUGCUCAACGAUGACUACCAGGAAAGCGAACUGGGCAAUGUCCUCGUGCGGGACUGGUAUUUCGCCACCAAGAAGAUGAUGGACCUGGACAUGGCCCCGUCCCUCCUGCGCGGCCUUACGGUCACCCGCCAGGGCCUUGUCGACACCUCAUUUGUCGAUGAUCUCCGCAACUACAUGUUCUCGUCGGUGGCGUUCACCCAGUUCCAACAACAGGAAGCGUGCCCGGACUUGGCCGCAACCAACAUUCAACGCGGCCGCGAUCACGGCAUGCCAAACUACAACGCGGCGCGUGAGGCGGUCGGCCUGGAUCCCGUCGACGCCUGGAGCGAUCUCAUUUCCGACGCCGAACUCCUCGCCCUCGUCGAGUCGCUCUACCCGGAUGGCCCGGACUCGGCCGACCCGUAUGUGGGCGGCCUCCUCGAAGAGCACGUCCCCGGAGCGGCUGUUGGAGCUCUCUUCCGAGCAGUCGUCAUGAACCAGUUCGAACGACUGCGCAACGGCGAUCGUUUCUGGUACGAACGAAAGGGCAUGUUCUCUGCCAACGAAUUGACUCAGAUCUACCAAACGACUCUCAUGGACAUCGUCAACCGCAACAUGAACGUCAGCAAGUGGGGUACCGUGCCCGGCGACACCUUCUUCCUCCGGCAGCGCUACCUCGCCAACAUCGGUACGAGGCGACCAGUUCUUCUCGGGACUGGGCGACUACGAUCACUUUGUGGAGCUGUCCCCGGCCUACCGCCUGUCAUGGACGCCCAGAGUGGCCAGCAACGAAAUCGACCUCAUGAUCCAGGUACCAUUCAUUUUUCAUCGCACACGCACGCACGCGCACGCACACGCACACGCACGCACUGA
Molecule: messenger RNA, 1941 nt
Organism: Acanthamoeba castellanii str. Neff
Lineage: Eukaryota; Discosea; Longamoebia; Acanthamoebidae
Product: peroxidase
Exons: 20
Coding region: 1-1941 (646 amino acids)
Biological process (GO): response to oxidative stress
Molecular function (GO): heme binding; peroxidase activity
Source: RefSeq, a predicted model, not a curated record